AUGGGUCUCCUUACAACGGCCAAGAGGAUCGCGUCCACAGACGAGUUGGACCUCCAGAAUGUCGAUCCCGGCACUAUUCGCAUUGAUUGUUCUGGAGCCUAUAUUGGUAAUGACAUACUUUUGAGAGACAACCUCAUCCAGGAAAAGCGCAAAAACUCAAUCAACGGCUGCUAUGUGUCCAGUUCUGAGUCGCUGGCUACUGCAAGCAGCUCUCCUACUCCAGAAGCUUCUUCCGAAGACGAGAAUGCUGAUGGUGACGACGAAGAGGAUAACAGCUCGACUUCCACUGCAUCCACUGCUAGAAUACCCAGAGACGCCUCUAACCUUCAGCUUGCAUACAACGGCCUGGUUGUCGUUGACGAGGAGUUGGAAUUGCCUUCUGACGACUACGACUUGACCAAAAACAUCACUCUACCACAGCAUAACCUGGAAAUUAUCCAUAUCUCUGUCGAUAUUGGCGGAACCCUCACCAAACUAGUUUACUUCACCAAAUCCACAGUCAAUGACAUCGGGGGUGGCAAAUUGCACUUCAAAGACUUCCAGACCGAAAACUUCAAACACGAGGCUCUAAAGUUCAUGAUAAAGUUAAUAUCCAAAUCGUGUCAUCGUGAGGAACACACACCUAUUACAUACAUCAUGGCUACGGGUGGAGGGGCGCAUAAGUUUUACGAACUCAUGACGAAAACGUUCCGUAAGCACAAAUUGCCCAUGAAGAUUAUUGCCAAAGAUGAGAUGGAGUGCCUUAUCAAAGGAUUGAACUGGUUGAUCACCAAGAUUCCAAACGAGAUCUUUACCUACGACUUGGUGCAGGAUGAUACCAAGUUCAUUGCUAAAUCGUUGCAGGAAGAGCAAGACAUAUUCCCCUACCUCCUUGUAAAUAUCGGUAGUGGGGUGUCGAUGAUCAAGGUCGUUGGACCUGGUCCAGAGGGCUUUGAGAGAAUAGGCGGUUCGUCUUUGGGUGGAGGAACACUCUGGGGGUUACUUUCGUUGUUGACCGACGCAAAGGACUACAAUGAGAUGUUGGAGAUGGCGCAGCGAGGCGAUAACGAGAACAUCGACUUGUUGGUGGGUGAUAUUUAUGGCACAAAUUACAACAAAAUCGGCUUGAAAGCAAACAACAUUGCAUCUUCGUUUGCCAAAGUGUUCAAAAAGUUGAGAUUCACUAACGGACGUAAACUCACGCCAGCAGAAAAGUUGGCCCAGUUCCGUUCUGAAGACAUAGCUCGUUCGCUCUUAUACUCUGUAUCUAACAACAUUGGCCAGAUUGCCUACUUACAAGCUCUUCGGUUCAAUCUCAAACGUAUCUACUUUGGUGGAAGCUACAUCUCCGGUCACAAACAGACCAUCCACACCUUGAGCUAUGCCGUUAAUUUCUGGUCUAAAGGAGACAUGCAAUCAUACUUUUUGAGACACGAAGGCUACUUAGGCAGUGUGGGAGCAUUCAUGAUGGGCCCAAACCACGAAAGCAGUUUACAGGAAAAAUAG
Molecule: messenger RNA, 1485 nt
Organism: Scheffersomyces stipitis CBS 6054
Lineage: Eukaryota; Fungi; Ascomycota; Pichiomycetes; Serinales; Debaryomycetaceae
Product: pantothenate kinase
Exons: 2
Coding region: 1-1485 (494 amino acids)
Biological process (GO): coenzyme A biosynthetic process
Cellular component (GO): cytosol; nucleus
Molecular function (GO): ATP binding; pantothenate kinase activity
Source: RefSeq, a predicted model, not a curated record